CCCGGCGCUAGCGCGGAGGCGGUACCGGGCGCGGCGCAGAGCGGAGGAUGCUGCGGGUGGGGGCCGCCGCCGCCAGCCUCGGUGCCGGUCCCGGUGCCGGUCCCGGGCGGGAGGGAGCCCCGGCGCAUCCCGCCCGCUGAGCCCGGCCCGGCCCGGCCAUGGGGGCUCUGACCAGCCGGCAAGACGCAGGCGUGGAGGAAGUGGAUGUCCCCGCUAAUUCCGUCUACAGAUACCCCCCGAGAUCCGGGAGCUACUUUGCCAACCACUUCAUCAUGGGCGGCGAGAAGUUCGACUCCACUCAUCCCGAGGGAUACCUCUUCGGGGAGAACAGCGACCUCAACUUCCUGGGGAACCGGCCCGUGGUGUUCCCUUACGCUGCUCCACCUCCUCAGGAACCCGUGAAGACCCUCAGGAGCUUGAUCAACAUCCGCAAGGACACCCUGCGCCUUGUCAAGUGCUCAGAGGAGGUGAAGACCCCGGGGGAGGAAGUCAGCAAAGCCAAGGUGCGCUACAACGUGGAGUUCACCUUCGACACGGACACCCGCGUGGCCAUCACCAUCUACUACCAGGCCAGUGAGGAGUUCCACAACGGGGUGGCGAGCUACAUCCCCCGGGACUCGAGCCUGCAGUCCGAGACGGUGCACUACAAGCGGGGGGUGUGCCAGCAGUUCUGUGUCCCCUCCCACACCAUCGACCCCUCCGAGUGGAGCGAGGACGAGCUGGGCUUCGACCUGGACCGGGAGGUGUACCCCAUGGUGGUGCAGGCGGUGGUGGAUGAAGGAGAGGAGCACAGCGGGCACUGCCACGUGCUGCUGGCCACCUUUGAGAAGCACAGUGAUGGCACCUUCUGCGUGAAGCCCCUCAAGCAGAAGCAAGUGGUGGAUGGUGUGAGCUACCUCCUGCAGGAGAUCUAUGGCAUUGAGAACAAGUACAACACCCAGGACUGUAAGGUGGCCGAGGAUGAGGUGAGCGACAACAGCGCCGAGUGCGUGGUGUGCCUGUCCGACGUGCGGGACACGCUCAUCCUGCCCUGCCGCCACCUCUGCCUCUGCAACACGUGCGCUGACACCCUGCGCUACCAGGCCAACAACUGCCCCAUCUGCAGGCUGCCUUUCCGAGCCUUGCUUCAAAUCCGAGCCAUGAGGAAGAAGCUGGGGCCCCUCUCGCCCACCGCCUUCAACCCCAUCAUCUCCUCGCAGACCUCCGACUCUGAGGAGCACUCGGCCUCAGAGCACAUCCCCCCGGGCUAUGAGGUCGUGUCGCUGCUGGAGGCUCUCAAUGGGCCGCUGAUGCCAUCCCCGGUGCCGCUGCGCAGGCUGGGGGAGCCCCCGGGCACGGGGCCCCUGCCCUGCUAUGAUGGGUCCCUGCCCCCCCUGCGGGCUCUGUCACCCCUCGAGCGCAUCCCCGACUGCGGCCCCCCGGGGCUCAAGGUGAAGAGGAGCAUCUCCAAGUCCAUCUCGCAGAACUCCUCCAUCCUGCCCGAAGAGGAGGAUGAGAAGUCGUGCACCGAGUCGGAGCUGAGGGUCUCCAGGAGGAGAUCCCCUGCCCGGUGCCAGGAGGAGUGUGGUGUGACGCCGGAGAGUGAAAACUUCACCCUGUCAUCAUCAGGGGCCAUCGACCAGUCCUCGUGCACCGGGACACCGCUCUCCUCCACCAUCUCGUCCCCAGAAGUGGCCCCGCUCAGCCCCUUCUCUCCCGCAGAGCCCGUCAGCAGCAGCCUGGCCCAGUCCGUCAUGUCCAUGGCCUCCUCCCAGAGCCAGCACUCCCAGCUCAGCACCGACACCGUGUCCUCCAUGUCCGGCUCCUACAUCACUCCUGGUACGGAGGAGGAAGAGGAGGACGAAGGGGAAAUGCUCCCCUCGCCCGCAGGUGCCAGCGCCACAGCCUCUGACGGAGAGUCGACGCCUGUGGAGUCCCCGGAUAUCAACUUCGUCAGCAUCUCAGCCGAGGAGCGCGAUGCCGAGGGCAACGACGUGCUGGAGGAUGAGGAUGCGUCUCCCACACAGGAAGAUGGCCCGAGGACAGGCGCUUUCCUCGGUCUGAGCUGUGACAAUAACAAUGACUUGGGCAUCGCACACGUGAAAGCGCUGGACAAUAAACUGUGCUCUGAGGCCUGCUUACCUGGCGCUGUGCCGGACUCCUGCCCCAUUAACAUUGAGGAAUAGGCCCAGAGGCAGCCAACAACAACGUGCGGCUGCAGCAGGCGCCCCGGCCCCGCUGCCCCCCCGGCCCCCAGGACCUGGAGCUGGCAGCGGCCACCCCUGUGUGAGGGCUCAGCCUCAGCAGGGGCACACGCACCCCCCGUGCACACAGAGGGGUCCGGGCACCGCAGGCAUCGCCACCUCCCUCCCCUGCCUGUGGUGGGACUGCUUUUCCAAAGACAAGAUGGUAACGUGGGCUUUUCCUGCCCGGCCCCGCUGUGCAGAGCGGGGCCCUGGGAACCACAUCACUUCAGAGCCCCCCCAUCGGCACCUUCCCAUCCUCCAGCCCUGAUGGGGAUGGUCUGGGGUCCCCUCCUGCCCCCGGCCAUCUCACACCCAUCCCCAGGCCUCUCUCCUCCGGUGUGCAGAGCACAUGGGAUGGGGUCACCCCACAAAGGGUGUGCUGGGAUGUUGCCAGAGGUGCACGAUGCCCAGGGGUGCAGGUUAAGGAUGAAUGUUGGCACUGGCAUCCUCACUACGCAAGCCAGUGACCUUCAUGGGGGGCUGGCACCCCCCCAGGUUCGCUGACCCCAUGCUCUGGGGUUGUCCCCAUUAGUGCACUGGUGGGGAUGGUGCCCCUGGGGCUCCCCGUCCCUCUGCUCUCCACCCUGGGCAGCACGUGGGCUCUAGGGCCUGGCCCAUGAGUUUGUUUUCCCCAGGGGAUGGAGCGGGGUGGCCAGGGGACCUGGGACACCCCCCCCCCCCCCCCGGUCACCAGCCCCAGGGACAUGGCCAGUUUAACCUCACUGUCUUCCAGUGGGGCGGGGGCACAGGGCUGGGGCUGUGCCCUCUCUCUGGAACAAGUGCCAAACGUGUCACCCCUGGCCUGCCCUCUCCAUCGCACUUUGUAGCAGGGGGUGGAUGAGGGUGUGGGAGCUGCUUCCCCAUCCCUCCAGCCCCAUCCCUCUGGCCAGCCCUGGCCUCACAGCGUAAGUGGGUUUUGCUCCAGGAGACAGGAACACAGGGACUGCAGUGGGGUAGGGAUGCAGCCACAGAGCUCGGGGACCUGAUGGGGCCAUUGGCAGAGGCCAGGCUCCACUCCAGAGAGCACCAGGAAGAGGCAGAAGGCACCCUGAGGAGCAUCAGACCCAACAUCCCAAUCCAACAAGCUCUUGGAGCUGUUUGAGUGAGCCCAGGGUGGGAGGUUGAGCCCCCCUUUUUCCCCACCUGGUUUUCUCAGGCAGAUGUGACAGCAAAGGCCACCUCCUCUUUGCAGAAGGAAGCUGCAUUUCAGAGCUCCCUUAGGACAGAGAUGUUCAUCCAGUGAAAGCGACAUCCCCAGCAUGCAGGGAGCAGGUCCCCACCACUGUCCCCAUGGUGCAGCACAGGCCAUGCUGAUAGCUGUUGCUGCUAAAGGGAGAGAAAGCCCUUUAUGGGGCUGGGAGGUGUUUGCUGCUCACUUCAUGUCCCUCACUUCAUAGUGUGGGUCCUGCUGGAGGGGGGGUCAAUGCUGGCCACCCUCCUCUGCUCUGGCACCCCACCAUGACUCCUGUAAGCUCAGCAGCUCCCAGAUUCCUCCCUGGAAACUCAGGGCUGGGUGCUUGAUGGGGGGUGACGUCUCCAUCUGUGGGAUGGGAGCUGCUGCCACUGGGGAGCUGUGGUGGGGAAGAGCCUGGCAGCCAUUUGGGGACAUGGUGUGUGGCCCGUGGGGACACACUGCCCAGUGCCAUGGUGGGGCAACCCAUGGGGUUUGGGAGUGCUGGCCCCAGGAGCCAGCAUCACCACACUGGGCACAAUGAGAGCUUUGGGGGUUCACUGCCACGCUGAGCUGAGAGGACCAAGGGGGCUGUGGGAGGCUGGCUCUUCCCUAACCCCCAGCAUGGAAAAACCAGGAUGAUGCUCCAGGGGUGGCUCAGCUACCAAAGCCAAACCUUCCUUGUGGCUUCAAAGGGGUCCAGAAGAGCUCUCCAGGCUCUACACCAUCAUGGUGUAGGGCUGUGGCAGUGCUUGUGGCUGCUGGCAGGUCAGGUCCUUGCUCAGGAGGGUCCCUGGAGGGUUUUCUGGCUGCUCUGAGCUGUGUGUCCCCAAGUUAGCUCCCAGGGUGGCUGUCCCAUCCCACAGCUGGUGGCAUGCACAUGGUGGUGGAGAGGAGCCAGGAGGAGCGAGCAAAGAAAUGAGCAUCCUCCACUGGUGGCACAGGAGAGAUGGGAUUUGGGUGCAGGUGGCACCAGUGCUGUCCUCAAGCCACCCAGAAGGGACGAGGGGUAGGCAGGAGCUGCUGGUAAAAGGCAAUAGCCCUUGUUCCAGUGAUCCAGCUGUCAGGGAUUUAGGGAAAGAAACCGGAUUGCUGCUUCUGAACUCUGCUUUGAGCAUGUUUUGGAUUUUCAGAGUAUGUUUAAUAAAGGGCAUCUUAUGUCAACAAA
Molecule: messenger RNA, 4564 nt
Organism: Pezoporus occidentalis (night parrot)
Lineage: Eukaryota; Metazoa; Chordata; Aves; Psittaciformes; Psittacidae
Gene: RNF157
Product: ring finger protein 157
Exons: 20
Coding region: 159-2165 (668 amino acids)
Biological process (GO): protein ubiquitination
Cellular component (GO): cytoplasm
Molecular function (GO): ubiquitin protein ligase activity
Source: RefSeq, a predicted model, not a curated record